UCCCAAGAUCACAGACAUUACAAAGAAAACGAACAGAGAGAAACAAAAAUACACAAAAAAACGGUGUCUCCAGUUUCUCUUCUCCCUCGCUCGCUCGCUCGCUCGCUCGGUUGCUUCAGAUCAAAACCAGCUCCUUGUGUUUCUUUUUCUCCUAUAUACAUCGCGUAUAUCUAUGUAUAAUCUGUAUGUAUAUGUAUUUGUGUCUUGAUUCGUCCUCUGCUCCUUCACUCCCUCUUCAAACCCUAAACUAACGCCUCCACUCGAAACCCUAAUCAUCUUGUACCAAUCCCUCUCUUUUUCUUGGAGCUCGAGGCGGCAUCAAUUGAAUUGUCCGCCAGUUAAACUUAUCAGGAGUGAGUACAGUAACCGAGAUGAAUAUGCAACAAGUUGUACAGUCCAAACCUUCUUCCAAUGGGUUUGCUCGACGGCGAGGUGAGAGGGACUUGGGGACUAGGCUGCAGAGUAAGUCUGGAAAAUCAUAUACAAACAAAUUAAAUAAUACUGGUGCAUCCGUCGGUGGCAAAGUUGGAAUAUUUGAGGGUCCUUCUCGUGAUCGUUUAGUUUAUAUGACAACAUGCCUUAUUGGGCAACCUGUGGAAGUACAGUUGAAAGAUGGAUCCAUUUAUUCUGGAAUAUUUCAUGCUGGGUUGGUUCACCCAUCCACUGCUGACCGGGAAUUUGGAGUUAUUUUGAAAAUGGCUUGCCUGACAAAGGAUGGUUCUUCUCGCUGGCCGAGGGCAGAGCUUGUUAACAAGCCUCCCACAAAAACUUUUAUCAUACCCGGCAAAGAGCUUGUACAAGUUUUGGCAAAGGAUGUGACUGUCUCGACAGAUGGGUUUUCAAAUGAUCUGCAACAUGAGAAGCACCAGGAAAUUUUACUCGACUCCUACAUAUCACAUUCUCGUCUUGUUGAUGUAGAGAGAGAACUGGGACGAUGGGUCCCCGAUAACGAUGAUCCACAGUGUCCGGAACUGGAUGAUAUAUUUGAUGGCCCUUGGAAUAGGUUGCUAAAGGGUUGGGAUCAGUUUGAAACAAAUGAAACAUUAUUUGGAGUAAAAAGCACUUUUGAUGAGGAACUCUACACUACAAAACUUGAGAGGGGUCCUCAGAUGAGAGAGCUGGAAAAGGAAGCCUUAAGGAUUGCCAGGGAAAUUGAGGAUGAGGAAACCCAUGAUCUUCAUCUGGCAGAGGAAAGAGGUAUCAGUUUCCAUGAUAAAUUUGAUAUUGACGAGGAGACCAGAUUCUCUUCAGUUGAUAGGGGUAGGAGGGAUGAUGAUAGUGGAUAUGAAGAAAAUGAGGAUAGAUCAUUGGACUCAUGCAAUAUUGAGACCUUUGGAAUAUCAUCUGCUCCUGUCGUCAAGAGGAACACUAGUUUGAUCCAUUGGAAAAACAGUGAUGAAGCUCAAUUGUUACCGAGCUCUUCCUUACUGGAUGAGGCAAAUUCAUCGCAAUCAAAUGAUGGUGCAAAGUCUUGUCACACUGGUUCUUUCGAUCAAUCUAGUCAGCUGGCUUCUGAGUUAACUUCCAGGAGUUUCUCCAUUUCAGAAUGUGAAAACAGGAUUGAGGACAAUCCACGCAGUGCACAUGGAGCAGAGGAUAUUUCUAAAGAACUUAUUCAAGAACAGAUGGUUCAGGAUGCUCAAUGGUCGAAACUUGUGGAUUCACAGUCAUCGCUGAUUCGCAAUAAAGAUGGCUUGGACAAUGGGGCUCUAUCCUCUACUGCCACGGCAUAUUCUCCUCCAUCUCAUGUUUCAUUGACAGGCCGUGAGAGGAUCAGUACUCCUGUUGAAUUGUCAGAGGUUGCAGUAUCUACUAAGGUACCCAGUGAAGCACAAUCGAAUGCUUGUGGGCGGCCCGGUAGUUCUGCAUCAUCAAGUUCUGGCUUUGUUAGUGCCGCUAAUGCUUCUAGUGGUCUCGGUUUAUCACCGAGCUCAUCUAUGGGCUCAUUAUCUUCUGAGAAAUCUACAUUGAACCCCCAUGCUAAGGAAUUUAGACUCAAUCCUAAUGCCAAGAGUUUCAUGCCCUCUCAAAUAUCUGUUAGACCUGCUUCCCCUGUGUCAGACGGUUCCUUCUAUUAUCCAUCUGGGGUGUCUGCUGUACCACAUAUGCCUGGCAUGCCUAUGGGUGUAGGGAUUGGACCAUCAUUUAGUGGGCACCAGCCUGUGUUUUUUGAUCCUCAGGCUGCUUCAAUGCAGACACCUCAAGCAUAUUUUCCUCCAACUGGACAUCAGUUUGGUCAGCAGAUGCUUCUUGGCCAUCCGAGGCAAGUUUUGUACAUGCCCAGUUACCAACCGGAAAUGCCAUAUAAAGGACGGGAUCCUUAGCUAGAUGGAUGAUUGGCUGGCUUAAAUUCUAGCGGUUUGAACUCUGCUCACAAUGAAUAAACUUCUGAGACUGUUUGGAACAAAAUUUGGGGAACAAAGCCCAACAGUCUGAUUAUUGUUCAUGACCCUCCUGCAGCUCCAAUCCGUGGAGUGUGUAGUGUUUUUGGAUGUGUGCUUUGCUUCUGCUGAGAUGGUUUAUUGACCUUUCUAAUUUCCAAUUAUCUGUUUUGUUGUGAUAUGAGUUCUAUGCUGUUAAAUGUCUGUUGCAUAUGGCAUAUUAAAGAAUUUGAACUAAUUCUGCCACAGUAUUUAUUCAUGUUCCUCCUAGCCUUAUUUGAAUCAUGCCCGACCAUUAGUAAUAUAUUAAAUUGAAUCUU
Messenger RNA from Tripterygium wilfordii, 2701 nucleotides. RefSeq names its product polyadenylate-binding protein-interacting protein 3-like. The coding region runs from base 372 to 2324 and encodes 650 amino acids. NCBI's taxonomy places the organism in Eukaryota, Viridiplantae, Streptophyta, Magnoliopsida, Celastrales, Celastraceae. The record is from RefSeq and is a predicted model, not a curated record. Gene Ontology annotation, cellular component: cytoplasmic stress granule. Gene Ontology annotation, molecular function: RNA binding. Gene Ontology annotation, biological process: cytoplasmic stress granule assembly. The transcript is spliced from 15 exons.